Messenger RNA from Rotaria sp. Silwood1, 3540 nucleotides. Lineage: Eukaryota; Metazoa; Rotifera; Eurotatoria; Philodinida; Philodinidae. The record is from the annotation of a GenBank genome assembly.
AUGACUCAAGAAAAUAGAAAUGUUCCGGUCGUCAAUGCUGCUGAUAAACAUGCCGAUGAUUUUUUCGGCGAUCGAUCACUUGAACACAAGCAAUUUGAAGAAGAAAAACAACAAGCCAUAGAUCAUUGUGCAGCUCAACACGACAAACUCAAAGAGAAAAAACAAACAUUGACCCAAGAAAAACAACAACUCAAACAACAAUGUGAUAAUAUAUUGCAUGGGAGUGCUAAACUGCUUGGUGAGCUAGAACAACAAGCCAAACAAAUGAAAAAGCUAGAAGAAGAAAAAACAGAUCUGUAUUUGAGACAAUUAGACAAAAACAAAAUCCUUACUCUCGAAAAGGCAAACAUUGAAGAUCAACGAGCAAAGAUACCUGAACUAGAACGUGAAUUAGAUGAAUACACAAAAAUGUUUGAUGAACUCAAUGUUGAGCAGCAAGAGCUACAAAAGCAACUGUCGACGAUUCGAGAUAAAGAGACUGAAAAUGCCAAUACGCAAAAUUAUCUUCAAUUGUCACAACGUGAAUUAAAAAGACAGAUUGAAUUAAUUACAGAAGAACUUCGUGAGAAUGAAGAAAUUCUGAUUAUCGAACUAGCUCAACGUGAAGAGCACGAAAGAAAAAUUCAAGAGUUACGUCGGGAAAUUGAACGAUAUGAAGAAGAAAUCAAGACUAUCGAUAAGGAAAUCGAACAACUAAAUGAACAACAACGUAUUUUGGAACGAGAAAAGAAAAAUUUAGAAAAACAAAUUCAACAAUUAAAUGCAACUAUUGCUAAAUUAGAAGCUAUUCUUAAAGAUAAACUGGAACAAGUUGCUCGUCUUGAGGAAGAAAUUCGAAAAACGAACGAGAAAAUCAAAGAAUUAACAAAGGAACUUGAAGAAUUACGUGAACAAAUGCGAUUAACCAACGAAAAAUUGGAAAAAGUGAAACAAGAUGUUGUCAAUGCCGAAGCACAACUUACACAACUUGAGGAACAACGAAAAGAACUUGAACAUGAACGACGACGGCUUGAAAAAGAACUUCAAAAUCUUGAAGAUGAACGUGUCAAACAAAUGAAUUCAUUAAAUAGACUACAACAAAAAUUACUUAACGUCGAAGAAUUAUUUUAUCGCGUCGAUACAGCUGUUAAGCAACUCGAACAACAAAUGCAACAGCAAUCGGUCGAAGUUAAACGAUUAGAAAGUGAACAUGAUCAUCUCGAUGAAGAGUUGAGUCAGCGAACUGAAGAAUGUAAUGAUUUACGUGAGAAAAUGGAAGCCGCUGUACAAGAUAGACAAACUGCUGAAGCCGAGCAUAAAGAAGCUGAAAGAGAAUUAACACAGCUAAAAAACCUCGAGCGUGAACAUAGCAAUCAAUAUGACAAAGCGAUAAAUGAAGAGCAACGAUUACAAGCACAAUUAACACAGACAGAACUUGAAGAAAAACAAGCUGAGCAACAAUUAACUGCUUUGGAAGCUCGAGUAAAAAGUUUAGAACCUUUCGAAAUGUUAAUGAGUGGAAUUGCAUCAAUACCAACUCUCUCCAUAAACAGUUUAGCAUCGUCCGCAAGUUUAGAGAGUGGAAUUGCAGCAAUAGCAAUACCGUUCAUAUCCGGCAUGACACAAAACAGACUGCAAACGUUGAACAAAGCCCGCGAAGAUCUGAAUCGAACACGAGAGAAACAUGAAAAUAAAAAGUCAAAGACGAGUGAACUUCGUGAUAGACAUAGUGCUGCUAAGCAUAAUGUCGCUGAAUGUAAAAAGCAGCAUAGCAAUACAAAGAAAGAACUUGCUCAACGAAAAGUUGUUGCUCUACAAAAGUCGACAACAUUCAGUCAAUGUAAAAUUAAUGUUGCAGAAUUGAUAGAACAACAUCGAAAUGCUGCAGAACGACAACAGCAAUCAGCAACGAACUUGCGCAUAGUAAAUAAUAAACUACAACGAGCUCAAGCAAAUCUUAGUACGACUACAAAUGAUUUACAACGUUGUCAGCAAGAGAGAACAACAUAUAAUAAUCAAAGAAAUGAUUUGAAAUCGAAUGUAGAAGAUUUAAAGCUGGAAAUUGCACAACAUCAAAAGAUUAUCAAGGAGCACAAUGAAGUUAUGAAAGAGAAUCAUAAAGAAUUAUCGAAAAAGACAGACGAAUGUCAAAAACAGAAGCUCAUGCUUCAAAAACUCAAAGGUGAACGUGAAAAUACCCAACGAUUAUACGACGAUAUGAUCAGUUCUGAAAAAGCCAAAAUUCGUGAUGUGACCCAUUUACAAACGUUAAUUGAAGCUGAAGAAAAAAAAGCUGAAGAACUGCAAGCUUUUAUAGAUGGCAAGAAAAAACAACUCGAAAAUCUCAAUGAAAAACUGAGAUUUACGAGUGAAGAAUUAAAACACGUUACUGAGAACGGCAAAGCAUUAGUUGAACGAAAAUAUAUUUUGAAGAAAAAUCUUCAAGAGAUGCACAGUCAAUUAAACACAGUCGAACGUGAAUAUCAGAAUGCGCAUGUGAAGGUCCAAUUGCAAGAUGAAAAAGUACAAAAUCUUCGUCAGAAAAUCGAUUUGUUAAAUGCACGUGACGCUAAAUUAUCCUCGGAUGUGCGACAUAUUGAAGAUAAAUUAGAACAUAAGGUACGACAAAUUGAAAACAACAAUAGAUUAAUGGAUGAUAUUAAAGAAAACGUAAGCAAAACACACAAACAACAAGAAAAUACACAAAAAAUAAUUCAAAUAGCAAAAGAAGACUUAUCAUCCAUACAAAUAGAUAUAGGAAAAGUAGAUAUACAAAUCGUUAAAAAUGAACAAGACUUUGUUGAAAUGUGUGAAAAACUUCGUCAAACUUUAAGAAUGAGUGAUACUGAUGAAUAUGGAUGGGACAAGUUCAAACCGAAUAAGAAUAAUUCCAUAACGAAUACUACUACUGAUACUGGAAUCGCUAUGCGUUCAGUGGGAAGUAAUACGAAACAAUCUUCGGAUUCAAUUGAAGCUGUAAUUCUUGAUGCUAUCACAUUGAAUAUCCGAUUGAAAUAUAGUUAUCCACACUUGCAAGCAUUUGUUGAUGAGCUUACACAACCAAACGAGCAUCUUCGUUGCGGUGAAAAUAGCGAAUGUGUUUCAGUACUUCACCAGUAUGCACUCAUAUCGACUCGUGAACCAAUCGAUAUGAGUAAUCAAAGUGUACGUAUCAUAUAUCGACCCAAUUUGUUUGUCCGAAAAAAUGACGCUUUCGGACCAUGGAAUUUCAAUUUUUUACUUAAUCUUCUUGAGCUCGACUAUCAAUGUAAUGAUUCGAAUCGCAAUGAAUUUCCAAAAGUAUGGAAAACAAGUCCAACGACUAAAGUUCAUAUUCAUCGUGAAGAAAAGCAAAAGAAAGAUGAAUCAACAAAUACUGCAAACAACGAUGAUAAUAUCACUCUUGAUGAUCUUCUCAAAAAGAUCUGUCGACAAAACAACUGUGAUGAAGGAGAUGCAGUACUUUGGAAAAGAGCUUUAAAAGGUAUAAACUUGUUCUUUUUUGAAAAAAAAUUUAGAUUAGUUAGAACUGAACUUCUUUCCAAAGCAUUCAGUUUUUGA